Messenger RNA from Lagopus leucura (white-tailed ptarmigan), 2082 nucleotides. Its product is annotated as zinc finger protein 436-like. The record is from RefSeq and is a predicted model, not a curated record. The annotation marks the transcript as partial. Lineage: Eukaryota; Metazoa; Chordata; Aves; Galliformes; Phasianidae. The transcript is spliced from 3 exons.
CGAGCCGCACGAGUCGCGGUUCGCUGCUGUCCGCUGUCGCCGUUCCUCACCGCACGGCCGGCAGCAAAAGCGUUCAGGCCGCAGCCCCGCACCGCCGGCAGCGAAAGCGUUCAGGCCGCAGCUCCGCACCGCCGGCAGCCGCGGCGCCGCCUCGGCCGAGCGGAAAGACUCCAUCCCCCAGAAGCCUCCGCAUUUCCGCUCCGGCGGCCGCCGGAUGUCGGGACGCUGCCGUCGUUUCCGUUUCCGCUCGGCCAGGCGCAGCGCGAUCGCGGGCGCCUGGCGUUCGGCACCCGAGUCAGGCUCCGGCUGUCGGUGAUCGGCUGUCGGCUUUGGGCUGUCGGCAGCCCGUUCUCGUUCUCUUCGCUCCGUCCGGCUGCCUUCCCCCUCCCCUCCCGCCUCCCGUCCCCUUCCCCGCGGUCGCGGAGCGCCGGCAGACCGAACGAGGCGGGGAGAGCCGCGGCGGAGCGGGGCGGCGGGGCCGCGGUUCCCUCGGGGCGGCGCUGGAAACAUCGGCAGCGUUUUGUCGGGCCGCCAUCUGCGAUAAAAGCAGGUCCGCUGCCUGUCCCCAAAGCCGCGGCGAUGGCCCUGCUGGAAGGAGGGGCUGAGCCCUGGAGCCCCGCCGCGUGCGGCCCCGAGGAGACGGCAGGAGAGCUCGGCCCAGCAGGAGGUGGGAGCGCAGCGGGGCAGGAGGCCGAGCGGCAGAGCGGUGCGUGCGAAAGGCGGAGCGGCAGCGCGUCGGCGGCAGGAAGCAGCAGGGACGAGCAGGGCGGCCCGGAGCGAGGAGAGCCCUGCAAGGAGCCGCCAGGAGAGGCGGGCAGCGAGGAAGCGAGCCGGGAGAGCAGGCAGGAGCCGCGUGAGGAGCCCAGCAUCGCCGCAGAGUGCUGCCUGCGUGCAGAGGCGGCGCCGCACGAGUGCCCCGACUGCGCCAAGCGCUUCCGGUGGAGCUCCGCGCUCGCCUCCCACCGCCGCGUGCACACGGGAGAGCGGCCCUUCAAGUGCCCCGACUGCGGCAAGGCCUUCAAGAGCCACUUCGGCCUCCUGCGCCACCGGCGCGUCCACACGGGGGAGCGGCCCUACGGCUGCGCUCUGUGCCCGCGCCGCUUCGGCAGCAGCUCCCACCUGAGCCGCCACCAGCUGGUGCACACGGGGCAGCGGCCCUACAAGUGCCCCGAGUGCGGCAGGAGCUUCGCCGCCAACUCUGACCUCACCCACCACCGCCGCAUCCACACCGGAGAGCGGCCCUACGAGUGCCCCGCCUGCGGGAAGGCCUUCAAGAGCAACUCGGAGCUCGUCCAGCACCGCCGCUGCCACACCGGAGAGCGGCCCCACAAGUGCCCCGAGUGCGGCAAGGCCUUCAAGAGCAACCCGGACCUCAGCCGCCACCAGCUGGUGCACACGGGGGAGCGGCCCUACAAGUGCCCCGAGUGCGAGCGGAGCUUCAGGAAUGCCUCCAACCUCAUUGCGCACCAGGCCGCGCACAGCGGGGCGGCGCCGUACGGCUGCGCUCAGUGCCCACGGCGUUUUCAGAGCCGCUUGGAGCUCAGCCGCCACCGGCGCCUCCACGGCGGAGAGCGGCCCUACGCGUGCCCUGCGUGCGGGAAGGCCUUCAAAAGGAACUCCCACCUCGCCUGCCACCAGCGCACCCACACCGGAGAGCGGCCCUACAAGUGCCCCGCCUGCGGCAAGGGCUUCGCCGGCAGCUCCGACCUCACCGUCCACCAGCGCAUCCACACGGGGGAGCGGCCCUUCAAGUGUCCCGAGUGCGGGAAGAGCUUCAAGAGGAGCCCCGACCUCAUUUACCACCAGCACGUCCACACGGGAGAGACGCCCUACAAGUGCCCCGAGUGCGGCAAGGGCUUCCGAAGGAGCUCCAACCUCAGCUCCCACAGGCGCCUCCACGGAGGCCGAGCGCAGCAGUGCUGAGUUGGUGAGCGGCUCCAGCGGCAGCUGCUGCCUCCUGGCCUCCCACAGACGCACAGCAGAGCCCAGACUUCACUGCCAGCCUGACAGCAUCGCUGCCUGUGCCCCGUUCCCUGCUCUGCUCGUCCUCCGAGCAGCAAUUUGAGGGUUUCCUAAGGAAAA